Dromaius novaehollandiae (emu) is the source of this 1170-nucleotide messenger RNA. It is a transcript of the gene RABAC1, whose product is annotated as Rab acceptor 1. Gene Ontology annotation, cellular component: Golgi apparatus. The record is from RefSeq and is a predicted model, not a curated record. The transcript is spliced from 6 exons. Bases 120 to 686 code for a protein of 188 amino acids. Lineage: Eukaryota; Metazoa; Chordata; Aves; Casuariiformes; Dromaiidae.
CCCGCGCGGCGCCUCGCUCUCCCGGCGUGCCUUGCGCCGCGCCCCGCCCGCGCCGCGGCGCCCCCCCGCGCUGCCACGCGGCACCGCGCUUCCGCCCCGCGCAAGCCGCGAGCAGCACCAUGGCGGGGACGCCCCCCCAGGAGCAUCUCUUCAACCCCACCACGGAGAACGACCCCCUGGCCGGGCUGGGCAGCAAGCUGGCGGCGCUGCCGGGGCCGGCGCGGCAGUGGCUGGAGGCGCGGCGCGCGGGGGUCCGGCCGUGGGGCGCCUUCCUGGACCAGCGGCGCUUCGGGACCCCCCGCUCCUUCGGGGAGCUCUGCCAGCGCCUGGCCCGCAACGGCGAGCGCUUCCAGAGCAACUACCUCUGCGUCUUCCUCGGCCUCAUCCUCUACUGCCUCAUCACCUCCCCGCUGCUGCUGGUGGCUCUGGGCGUCUUCUUCGGCGCCUGCUACGUCGUCCGCCUGCGCGCCCAGCAGGCCCCCCUGGUCCUCUUCGGCCGGGAGCUGACCACGGCCCACCAGUACGGGCUGGCCGGGGGCGUCUCCCUGCCCGUCUUCUGGCUGGCGGGGGCCGGCGCCGCCGUCUUCUGGGUGCUGGGGGCGACGCUGGUGGUGAUCGGGUCGCACGCCGCCUUCCGCCAGCUCGACCCCCCCGAGGCCCCCGAGCUGCAGAUGGAGCCCGUGUGAGACCCCCCCCCACGGCUGCUGCGACCCCCCCCCGGGGGCAACCACACCCUCCCAGGGCAGCAGUUGCCCCCCAACAUUGCACCCCCCCCCCCAAAUCCCCCAACCCCCCCAACACAGCAGAACACCCCAAAAUGCUGCAUCCCCCCGAGCCCCCCCGCUGCACCCCCCCAGCCUCUCCAGCCCCCCCCAGAACACCCCCAAGCACCGCCCCACUGCCACCCCCCCACUGUCAACCCCCCAAAAUACACCCCCGCACUGUCACCCCCCAAUGCACCCCCCCCAAAAGGCAGCCCCCCCCCACUGCAUCCCCCUGCUGCACCCACAUAUGACCCCCCACAGCACCCCUUUAUUUGGGGGGGGGCAUGUGGGGGCAGAGCCCUACUGCCCCCCCCCAGUGUCUCCCUGCCACAGGACCAGGGGGGAUCAUGGCCCCCCCCAGCCGAGCUGCCCCCCAUUGCCGCAAUAAAGCUGUUGUGUGUCCGGC